Molecule: messenger RNA, 2182 nt
Organism: [Torrubiella] hemipterigena
Lineage: Eukaryota; Fungi; Ascomycota; Sordariomycetes; Hypocreales; Clavicipitaceae
Source: the annotation of a GenBank genome assembly
GGCUGGGGACCUAAAUAGUGAUGCGCCGCCGUCAUCCACUCUGGCGUUAGCCUGGUUCCUUUGUUUCUGUCUCUUUUGAACUUUUGCCUGUUGAUCGUGCGUCCUGCGGUGCUUUACGCCGUCCGUCUUCAAAUAACCAGAUAUUUUCGUCUGAGCUUGGGAGUUUAGCUCUUUUAGGGCAUCUAAGCCAACAACCACAUCGACGCCGCGCCAAGACCGACAGAAACAGAAGAGCAUAACGAGUGAGCAUAACGACCGAAGUGCGCCCCGGGGAUAGAGCAGUCGCCAUAGUCUCAGUUACCACCAUGGCUUCCCGUGCUGAGACACAGGAGCCUGCCGCCGUCGCGGCUGCAGCCGCAGUAACCAACACCGCUGCCAGCGAGGCUACCAACACGGAGAUUGCGCCGUCAGCCGAUCUGACGACAGCACAAUGCAGCGCCAGCGAAACAGAAGUCCAGCAUGACCAGGACAUUGAAAAGGCCAAGGGAGCAGCGCCGACGGAGGAGGAUCCCAAUAUUGUCUUCUGGGACGGCGAUGACGAUCCUCAGAACCCGUACAACUGGCCAACAUGGGUCAAGGUGUUUAACUGUGUUCUCAUCAGUGCACUCACCUUUGUCACACCCCUCGCAUCAUCAAUGUUUGCACCCGGUGUGCCAACUCUUAUGCAUGACUUCCAUACCACAAGUCCCUUGCUGGGUUCCUUUUGCGUCUCCGUUUAUGUUCUUGGUUUCGCUGCCGGCCCUAUGAUUUUUGCUCCCAUGUCAGAAGUCUAUGGUCGCUUAUGGAUCUACAACUGCGCCAACUUGUGCUUCUUCUUAUUCCUCAUUGCCUGUGCACUAGCGCCUGACAUGAACUCACUGAUUGUAUUCCGAUUCUUUUCGGGCGUCUUUGGUUCUGCGCCUCUCACCAAUGGUGGUGGCACCAUCGCCGACAUGAUCCUCCAAGAACAUCGAGGUGCCGCCAUGGCCAGUUUCGCCAUCGGCCCUCUUCUUGGUCCCAUCAUCGGCCCUGUUAUCGGCGGCGUCGUUACUAAUGCCGUUGGCUGGCGCUGGGUCUUCUGGAUCAUCGCCAUCAUUUGUGGCGUAAUCUCCAUCCUAUUUCUCAUUUUUGCCCGUGAGACCUACGCACCAACACUCCUGCAACGCAAGGUCAAUCGCCUUCGCAAAGAAACCGGCAACCCGAAUCUCCGAAGCAAACUUGACACCGGCCUUUCUGCUAAGGAACACUUUAGCCGCGCCAUCCUCCGCCCUAUCAAGCUCCUUGUGCUUUCACCUAUUUGCGCCAUCUGCAACCUCUACGUCGGCAUUGUGUAUGCCUACUUGUACCUCAUGUUCACCAGUCUCACGCCUCUCUUUAUUGAAGUAUACAACUUUGACACAGUCCAUGCAGGCCUUACUUUCCUCGGCCUCGGUGUAGGCAGCAUGGCUGGCGUUGUGUACUUUUCUUCCUCUAGCGACAAGUAUAUGAAGAAGAAGGCAGCCGAAGAAAAGGCAGCACUUGUCGCUUCUGGCGAAGUCGGAGCUGAUCAGGAUCUAUCCCCAUUGCCGAUGAAGCCUGAGUAUCGCCUUGCACCGCUGAGAAUUGGUGCCAUCCUGCUCCCGGCCGGUUUCUUCAUCUACGGAUGGACUGCGUACUACCACACCCACUGGAUCGCGCCCAUCAUUGGCACCGCUGUUAUUGGUGUUGGUAACCUCAUUGUCUUCAUGUCUCUUCAACUGUACCUUGUCGACGUCUUCACUACCUAUGCAGCAUCUGCACUCGCAGCCAACGCUGUUGUCCGAUCUGUCGCAGGCGCUGUUCUUCCUCUUGCCGGCCUUCCCAUGUAUGACAAGCUCGGUCUCGGCUGGGGCAACAGUCUACUUGCCUUUAUCGCGGUUGCGCUUAUCCCUAUUCCAUGGCUGUUUAUGAAGCAUGGCGCGUAUCUCCGAAAGCGAUUCGAAAUUAAGAAUCUAUGAUUCUGACGAAACAAAUGGGGUUUCUAGAUGAUUUUUCGUUCUUGGUUUUCUUUCAAGGCAUAUUUUGCGUCACUUCACGACUAGACGGCUCGCGGUUAAAAAUCUAACAAGACUGCUCUAAAAAUUGGCGAGGCAUUCUACGUAUUGCUUCUACUAGUAAUAACACAUGUAUAUACAUCACUUGGCUCUACAGUGAACUCAAACAUAAAAGAAAUCAUCGUUACUAA